This is a messenger RNA of Erythranthe guttata (spotted monkey flower), 3141 nucleotides long. Its product is annotated as Helicase protein with RING/U-box domain-containing protein. Gene Ontology annotation, biological process: nucleotide-excision repair. NCBI's taxonomy places the organism in Eukaryota, Viridiplantae, Streptophyta, Magnoliopsida, Lamiales, Phrymaceae. Gene Ontology annotation, cellular component: nucleus. The record is from RefSeq and is a predicted model, not a curated record. Gene Ontology annotation, molecular function: ATP binding; ATP-dependent activity, acting on DNA.
ACCCCCUCGCCCCCCUGCCCUUUUAGUUUCUCUCUCUUCAUAGUCUCUAUUUCUACACUGAUGAUAGAUAAAAGGAGUGAUAAAUGCAAAUAGACACGACUAUUCACUGUUUCAACCAAACGGAUCAUUAAAUCGUUUGGAACCCUAAUUUCUGCAAUUCUCCCUAUCUUGGCUGUGCUUUUUGAAAAUUAAUAACGAUGAAGCUUCGUUCUCACACCUCGGCCGCUUCUUCUUCCAAAGGGAAAGCGAAGCUCAAGUACAGAGAGAGUUCUGAAUCUGAUGAAGAUCUUUGUGAGGCAACAAUGUCGUCGGAUUCCGAUUUCAAUGCCCUUAGUGAUGCAGAUGAAGAUCUGUUGAAUGUGACUGAAAACAAUAGAGAGCAAGAGGCUUUGGACAUAGAUUAUGCUUUGGGUGCUGCAAUUGAAUCUAGUGAUGAUGAUCUUCUGCAUAAUGUUCCAAAGAGGAGGAAAAAGGCCCCCUCGAAAAAUAUGGGGGGACAAAGUUACAAGGUUCAGGACAAACAAGAAGAAGAGGAGGAGGCAGACAUAAACGAUGACAACAUUGAGGCAAUAAUGACAGACCUAAUGGAAUGUGAACUUCGUAGAAUUACGGAGGAGAAGAAUGUGAAAAAAAAGAAGGGCAGGAAGAAGAAAGGGGAUAGACCUGUAUUGAUGUGGGAAAUAUUAGAAGAAGAAAAUGAGCGAUGGGUAGCACAGAAUUUAGAAAAGGAUAUGGACUUGAUGAAUCAGAACGAAAUGGUGGCAGAAACAGUUGAGCCUUCUGACGACUUGAUAAUACCGUUGCUUAGAUAUCAGAAAGAGUGGUUAGCUUGGGCUUUGAAGCAAGAAGAAUCUGCUGUCAAGGGAGGCAUCCUUGCUGAUGAGAUGGGGAUGGGCAAGACUCUCCAGGCAAUAGCACUCGUUCUUUUUAAAAGAAAUAUCUCGAGAGGAAUAUCCGAUCAUCACUUACCUGCAUCUUCAGCAAGUUCCUCACAGCAGUUACGUGCAAUAAAAGGCACACUUGUUAUAUGCCCAUUGGUAGCCGUGAUGCAGUGGGUUAGUGAGAUUGAUCGGUUCACUUCAAAAGGAAGCACCAAGGUGCUUGUCUAUCACGGUACCAACCGGGCGAAAAAUCAUUAUAAGUUCUCUGAGUAUGAUUUUGUUAUAACAACGUAUUCAAUUGUGGAGGCUGAGUACAGAAAAUAUGUAAUGCCCCCUAAAGAUAAAUGCCAGUACUGUGGGAGAAUGUUCUAUGGAAGUAAGUUGAAGAUUCACUUGAAGUAUAUGUGUGGGCCUGGUGCAGUUAGGACUGCUAAACAGUCAAAGCAGCAGAGAAAAGAACCAAAGACAAAGAAAACAUCUGACUUUGAGGUUAGUACUAGCAAUACAGGUCUGAACGACGGAAAGGAUCAUGACAGUGCUGACAAGGAAACGGAGAAUGAGUUUUCAACUGAGAAGGGACUCUCGUCUGGAGCAAAAUCUAUUUUGCACUCUCUGAUGUGGGAACGUGUCAUAUUGGAUGAGGCACAUUAUAUAAAAGAGAGACGAAGCAACACAACCAGAGCUAUUUUUGCUUUACAAUCUUCAUAUAAAUGGGCUUUAAGUGGAACUCCCCUUCAGAAUCGUGUGGGAGAGCUCUAUUCACUUGUCCGUUUUCUCCAGAUAGUUCCUUACUCUUAUUAUUUCUGCAAGGACUGUGAUUGCCGCACUCUUGAUUACAGUACCUCAGCAGAAUGUUCAGGCUGUGCUCAUAAAAAUGUUCGGCAUUUCUGCUGGUGGAAUAAAUAUAUUUCCUCACCAAUACAAGAUUCUGGAAACAAUGGGGGUGGUAGAGGAGCUAUGCUUUUGUUAAAGCAUAAAAUUUUGCGGAGCGCAGUGUUGAGACGUACCAAAAAGGGAAGAGCAGCUGAUCUUGCACUUCCUCCUAGAAUUGUUACUUUGAGACGGGAUUCUCUGGAUGUUGUUGAAGAAGAUUAUUAUACAGCAUUGUACAACGAGAGUCAGGCACAGUUUAAUACAUAUAUCGAAGCAGGAACAGUGUCGAAUAACUAUGCCCACAUAUUUGAUCUCUUGACGCGCCUUCGACAGGCAGUUGAUCAUCCUUACCUUGUGGAAUAUUCUCUUACUGCGAUGGAAAGAAAGGGUAAAACUGUUGACACCAGCAAUGAUGAAAAAUGUAGCGUAUGUAACGACCCUGAAGAAGAUACUGUGGUCACAUCGUGCGGACAUGUCUUCUGCAAGCCUUGUUUGAUUGAUCUUGGUGCUACCAUGGGACAAAACUCAUGUCCUUCUUGUUCAAAGCCACUUACUGUUGAUUUCACCUCCAAUAAAGAUGUCAAGGACCAGAUUUCAAAAACAACCAUUAAAGGAUUUCGCCCGUCAAGUAUUCUGAAUCGAAUUCAGAUCAAUGACUUUCAGACAAGUACAAAAAUAGAUGCUUUGAGGGAAGAAAUCAGAUGUAUGGUUGAGAGGGACGGUUCUGCCAAGGGAAUUGUCUUCAGCCAAUUCUCAUCGUUUUUGGAUCUCAUACAUUACGCCCUUCUAAAGUCUGGAGUGACCUGUGUUAAGUUAGACGGGUCCAUGUCUAUGGGAGCAAGAGAUGUUGCUAUUAAACGAUUUACAGAAGAUCCCGAUUGCAGAAUAUUCCUCAUGAGCUUGAAAGCAGGGGGUGUUGCCCUCAAUCUCACUGUAGCAUCACAUGUUUUCUUGAUGGAUCCGUGGUGGAAUCCGGCCGUGGAGCGGCAAGCUCAGGAUAGAAUACAUCGAAUCGGCCAAUAUAAGCCAAUCAGGAUCGUGAGAUUUAUCAUAGAAAAUACAAUCGAGGAGAGGAUUUUGAAGUUGCAAGAGAAGAAGGAACUAGUGUUUGAAGGGACUGUGGGUGGUUGUUCGGAGGCUCUAGCAAAACUAACAGAAGCUGAUUUGAGAUUCCUGUUUGUGACCUAAUAAAUAAGCUGUAUCAGCUUCUUGUACAAGUUUUUUGUCUCCCUGGAUUUUGUUGUUGUUUCCAAUUUUUGUAGUUUUGUUUUUGCAGCCCAAAUUGGUUUUGAAAUCAGUUUUUGCUUUUGGGCCACAAAUUGUAUCAAUGUAUGAAGUUUCUGUGACAAAUUAAGUGAUUCACUAUUUUGUGGAUGCAUCUGUUUUU